AUGCUUUCAUCACGCCUUUGGGCAUAUAAACAUGUUAUAAUAAGUGAAGGUAGAAGUAUAGGCGAGGAAGAAAGUGAAUAUGAAUCGCAACACACAACUAAUAUUAUUAUAUUUAAUAUAAAUAAAAAAAGAGUGAUAAAAGAUAGAGGAAAAAGAUUACCUAUUCCAGGAAAAUAUGGAAUUAAAGCUGAUUAUGAGGAUGAGGGUGAGGAUGAAAAAAUGGUUCAAGAUAUUAUUUCAAAAUAG
This is a messenger RNA of Entrophospora sp. SA101, 246 nucleotides long. The record is from the annotation of a GenBank genome assembly. NCBI's taxonomy places the organism in Eukaryota, Fungi, Glomeromycota, Glomeromycetes, Entrophosporales, Entrophosporaceae.